UUUUAUAAUUGAAACUAGAAAUUUGAUACAUUUGAUAUAAGUUUGUGGACUUUUAAACGAUCCAAUAUAAAAUUUGGAGCUUCUGGGAUUUACAGUAAGAAACAUCGUCUUAAGUUCGUAAUAACUCUCUACACCUACUACACACUGUCAACAAUGGCGGAAUACGCGGUUUUUUUCUCAUUUGGAGCUCAAACACCUCACUGAACUUUGGAUUCCAGGGAUUUUGAAUUAACUGUGAUAGGGAUGAACCAUAUAGCUAAGCAAGUGUUUUUGCUUCUGAUUUGUGGUGUUCUGUACAAUGUAUGCGCUUCAAAUACGAUAUUUAACCAGUCCAUUCAUGGUCAGUUGAAUGCUUCUGGAAAUGAAGACAGCAAAGCAGCAUGCCCAACCAAUUGGACUGUUGGUCCUAACAAAACCAAUUGCUUUGGAUAUAUUAAAACUAUGCUAACAUGGAAUGAGUCAGAGAUGUAUUGUCAAAAUCAUGGUGGAAUAUUGGCAGCAUUGACAACAUCUGAAGAACUAAGCAUUGCUGAAAAAAUUUGUGGUGAAACUUCUAGUGGCUGCUGGAUUGGGGGAAGGAGCAUCAAUUCUAGUUUCAGUUUUGGUUGGAAGUGGUCUGACAAUACUUCCCUAUGGAAUGGGUCAAUCUUUACUAGGGCUCCCCUUCUAUUGAAUUGUAGCAGUUUGUCUUGUCGGAGCAAUAGUUCAACUGAAUUAUGUGCAUUGGUUAAAAAAGGAUUUAAACAUCUUUUUGGUGAUAGAUGCAACAUGCCUCGUGAAUUUAUUUGCAUGGUUGAAAUGGGGAAUAAGUGCUCCCACAUGCAUUGCCACAGGGAAUAUCUUAUCAUUCUAGCUGUAGUGAGUGGAUUAAUCUUCUUUACAACACUAGCUGUUGUCAUUUGGCUACUUGUAUUCAAGCGAAGCAAGAAGCGGAAACGCUCCCGCAAACAAUCUAACCCAGCAGCUUCUGCACUUGUUCCCCCAUCUUGGAAAGUUUUCACCAAAGAGGAACUUAGAUCAAUUACAAAGAACUUUAGUGAAGGAAACCGUCUUCUUGGAGAUGCGAAGACGGGGGGGACUUAUAGUGGGCUUCAACCUGAUGGUUCAAGGGUGGCAAUUAAAAGGUUGAAGAGGUCUAGUUUUCAAAGAAAACAUGAGUUUUAUUCUGAAAUUAAAAGGGUUGCAAGGCUCCACCAUCCAAAUUUGUUGGCUGUGAAAGGAUGUUGCUAUGAUCAUGGUGACCGUUACAUUGUUUAUGAGUUUAUAGUUAAUGGACCCUUGGACAAAUGGCUACAUCACAUACCAAGAGGUGGUCGGAGUUUAGAUUGGGCCAUGAGGAUGAAAAUUGCCACAACACUUGCUCAAGGAAUUGCAUUUCUGCAUGACAAGGUCAAGCCACAUGUUGUGCAUCGUGACAUCUGUGCCAGUAAUGUUCUACUUGACGAAGAGUUUGGAGCACAUCUUAUGGGAGUUGGUCUGUCAAAAUUUGUUCCGUACGAAGUAAUUCAUGAGAGAACAGUGAUGGCAGGUGGCACACAUGGAUACCUUGCUCCUGAAUUUGUGUACAGAAAUGAGCUUACAACUAAGAGCGAUGUGUACAGCUUUGGUGUGCUGCUACUGGAAAUAGUAAGCGGCCGUAGGCCUGCACAGGCAGUUGAUUCAGUAGGUUGGCAAAGCAUCUUUGAAUGGGCUACACCUUUGGUGCAGGCUCAUCGCUACCCGGAGCUCUUGGAUCCUCACAUAACAGCAUCUUCUUCUGAUAUUCCUGAGGCUGGUGUCAUUCAAAAGGUGGUGGACCUUGUUUAUGCCUGUACUCAGAAUGUGCCAUCAAUGCGCCCAAGAAUGUCUCACGUUGUUCAUCAAUUGCAACAAUUAGCUCAACUACCUGCUUUAAAGUAAGAACUUACUAUUGUUCAUUUAUAGGUUUGUAUUUCUCCGUAGAAGUAUGUAUAUCGGGAUCAUUUUGCCCAUGAUAAUAGGUAUAUCUAAUGACGAACUAGACUGUAGUACCAAUAUAGUUUUUAUCCUUUGCAAUUGAUUUCUAGAACUAAUCUCUAAUGUAGCUCUAAUCAUUUAUAAACUUUACCUUUGACUAUAACUAGAUGAGCGGCUGUGAUCCAUUAGCUGCUUUUUUUUUAAA
Humulus lupulus (European hop) is the source of this 2140-nucleotide messenger RNA. Its product is annotated as C-type lectin receptor-like tyrosine-protein kinase At1g52310. Gene Ontology annotation, molecular function: ATP binding; protein kinase activity. Gene Ontology annotation, biological process: protein phosphorylation. The coding region runs from base 244 to 1899 and encodes 551 amino acids. NCBI's taxonomy places the organism in Eukaryota, Viridiplantae, Streptophyta, Magnoliopsida, Rosales, Cannabaceae. The record is from RefSeq and is a predicted model, not a curated record. The transcript has 6 exons.